GAGAUUCUCUUGAAUGAUGGACAUCAAAGUUUUAAUACUAGCAAAUUUAAUGGGUGAAAAUAUUCAUUACAGUGUUAGAAAGCUACUUCAUGUUCAACCCUAGGCAAAGCUUUCUGUCUCUCCAUUCCUAUUGCAUCGGAUCUCACUAUCCUCUUCUUCUUAGUCAAAUCUUCAGAUUGUUAUAUUGAGGAAGCUUCGUUGCAUAUACAAUAGAGAAAAUGGUACUGUUAUUAAUUUAUUACAGGUUUGAGUGAUUGAUCAUUACCUUGUAGAAGUUAGAACGUAAUAACAGAAGGAGCAAUUCUUGACUCUAUGGAAGAUUACAAUUUUUUUGUUGGUCAAGAGUUCCCAGAUGUGAAGGCAUUCCGGAAUGCAAUUAAAGAAGCUGCCAUUGCACAGCAUUUUGAGCUUCGUACUAUUAAAAGUGACCUGAUUCGCUACUUUGCCAAGUGUGCCUCAGAUGGUUGUCCAUGGCGGAUUCGUGCUGUCAAGCUCCCUAAUGCCCCAACUUUUACUAUUAGAAGUAUUGAUGGCACACAUACUUGUGGGAGGAAUGCAAACAAUGGGCACCAUCAGGCUUCUGUUGACUGGAUUGUGAGUUUCAUUGAAGAAAGAUUGCGAGACAAUAUUAAUUAUAAACCAAAGGAUAUUUUACAUGACAUCCAUAAACAAUAUGGUAUAACUAUACCUUAUAAGCAAGCUUGGCGUGCAAAGGAGCGGGGUCUUGCAGCUAUAUAUGGAUCUUCUGAAGAAGGAUAUUACCUACUUCCUUCUUACUGUGAAGAAAUUAAGAAAACAAAUCCUGGAAGUGUUGCAGAGGUGUUUACCGCUGGUGAAGAUAACCGUUUUCAGAGACUUUUUGUUUGCUUUCGUGCAUCAAUCUAUGGUUUUUUUAAUGGUUGCUUGCCAAUUGUUGGACUUGGCGGAAUCCAGCUGAAAAGCAAAUACCUUAGCACAUUGCUUUCAGCAACUUCUUUUGAUGCUGACGGUGGAUUGUUUCCGCUUGCUUUUGGUGUUGUUGAUGUAGAAAAUGAUGAUAGCUGGACAUGGUUCCUGUCUGAGUUGCAUAGGGUUCUGGAGGGGAAUACUGAAUGCAUGCCAGAAUUUAUAUUUUUAUCAGAUGGGCAACAGGGUAUUACGGAUACAGUGAGAAGUAAGUUCCCAAGUUCUUCGCAUGCAUUCUGCAUGCGUCACUUGGCUGAAAGCAUUAGUAAAGAGUUCAAGAACUCUAGGCUUGUCCAUCUUCUGUGGAAGGCUGCAUAUGCUACCACAACCAUUGCAUUUAAAGAAAAAAUUGCUGAAAUAGAGGAGGUAUCUCCUGAAGCUGCUAAAUGGUUACAACAUUUUGAUCCUUCUCAAUGGGCCCUUGUGCAUUUUAAAGGGACACGAUUUGGCCAUCUAUCCUCUAACAUUGACGAGUUCACCAAAUGGAUUCUUGAUGCUCGAGAAUUGCCAAUUAUCCAGGUGAUGGAGCGGAUUCAUAGCAAGCUUAAAACUGAGUUUGAUGACAGGCGGAUAAAAAGCAGCUCAUGGUGCUCUGUACUCGCCCCUUCUGCCGAGAAGCUAAUGAAUGAAGCCAUCAACCGUGCAUCUAUAUAUCAAGUCCUUAGAUCAGAUGAAGUAGAAUUUGAGGUUCUUUCAGCUGAUCGAUCUGACAUUGUAAAUAUUGGCAGCUAUAGUUGUUCCUGCCGCGAUUGGCAGCUAAAUGGUAUUCCUUGUUCCCAUGCUGCUGCUGCUCUUAUCUCAUGUGGGAAGGAUGUCUAUGCAUUUACCCACAAGAGUUUUACUGUUUCAAGUUACAGGAAUACCUAUGCAGAGAGUAUACACUACAUCCCAGCAAAACUUGAAUGGAGUAAAACAGACAAGUCUUCUAUGGAUGAUAAUAUCCUAGUUGUACGGCCACCAAAAUUACGGCGACCACCGGGACGCCCUGAAAAAAGGAUGUGUCUGGAUGAGGUUAGUCGUGAGAAACAUACAGUGCACUGUAGUCGGUGCAACCAAACUGGACAUUACAAGAGAACCUGUAAAGCAGAAAUGAUUAAUAGUAUAGAGCAGUUUUAAUUGUCUGAUUUUGUAUUAUGUAGUUCACCUAAGAACUAGUUUAGUUUAUUAACAUCUACAGGGACAUACCUCAGAUUCAGAUAAUGUAGCAUAGAUAUGUAUGUAUUAAAUCGCAUCCGCUGGGGUAGCAGAAAUGAAGUUGGUUUGUGCU
Messenger RNA from Vigna angularis (adzuki bean), 2212 nucleotides. RefSeq lists its product as uncharacterized. The transcript is spliced from 2 exons. The record is from RefSeq and is a predicted model, not a curated record. The coding region runs from base 313 to 2061 and encodes 582 amino acids. NCBI's taxonomy places the organism in Eukaryota, Viridiplantae, Streptophyta, Magnoliopsida, Fabales, Fabaceae. Gene Ontology annotation, molecular function: nucleic acid binding; zinc ion binding.